GCAGUGGCAGCCGCCCGAGAUGCCGAUGCUCUUGUGUGCAAUCUGUUUGCCAUGCCCCCAGUGUACCACCUCAGCGAACGCCUGGAAGUGCCUUGGAUGUGCUGUUCCCCCUGCCUCGUGCCCUACAGCAUGCCACCAGGCUUCGAGCAGGGCUUUGCUGAAACCAUGCCCGAGCUUUUCGCAUUCCUCCGCGAACAGGACACAGAGCUUGCGGUCCCGAGUGAGCCGCCUGCAUUCUCGUGGAAGACCGUCUGCAGCUGGCUGUGGCCUGUCUUCACCGAAAGUCAUGCUCUCUUGCGAGAGGAGCUCCUUGGCCUGGCUCCUGUGCCAGGCUAUGCUGAGGAGGUCGGCACUGACAGGGACCAGUUCGACGCGAAGACACUUCGCCUGGGGAAAUUUCUGCUGGGAGUCCCGCCGGCCCUGCUUUCGGCUGCAGAUCCUGGCCGUGCACUUCCGACAGAUGCGAAGAUAUGUGGCCACUGGUCUCCAAGCCUGGACGUCAGCGCGAGCCAAAGAUGCUCACGGGAGUACCAGGAGCUUAGCGCCUUCCUGCAGAACUGCGAGGAGCAGGUGCAGAAGGGCAUUCUGAAGGGGCGCCCCUUCUAUGUCGGCUUUGGCAGCAUGGGUGCAGAAGGUCUGGUCCCGGAAGUGGACAAGAUGAUCAAAAUCUUGCUGGACACUGGCAAGUGGAUGGGACGACCUCUCGUGCUGAUGGCACCCAGCUCAGCUACGUUCUGCAAGCAAGAGCUGCUCGAGGAAAGCAUCUUCUGGUGCCAGCAUGCGGUGCCGCACGGUUGGCUCCUCCCACGCUGUGCCGUCGCAAUCCAUCAUGGUGGCAUCGGCACGGUGCUCGCAGCGCUGCGAGCACAGGUGCCGCAGCUCGUUCUCCCACUCGCCUACGACCAGCCCUUCUGGGCCUCCUGCGUGAAGGAUCUCAAUGUGGGAGAUUCUGCAGACCUGGAUCAUCUUUCGGUUGUGGUGCUGGCUCGGAAGCUGCAGCGACUGCUCCGGGAUGAGGUUCGUGUCAAUGUCCGCCGUGUUGGAGAAGAAGUCGAGAUGCAGGCGGGCACGGAGACGGCAGUGAAGGAGAUCAUGGCCAUGGCCGCGACAGCUCCGCUCCGAUGUGCCCAAAGUGGCGCAUGCCUGCGACCCGCACGACCGAUCCAUGCCUUUCUGGAGGAGGAUCCAGAUGCCGCCCUGGACGUGCUGGGGCGCAGUGCGGGGGAGGUGCAGUUUAUCUAUCGGGAGAUCCUCCGCGAGCGCUGCUAUGGCGACCUGAACAAGUUGCCAGCAGACUCGAUUGUCGUGGAUGGCGGCCUGAACCUGGGUCUGUUUAGCCUGAUCCUGGCCCGCCAAUGGAAAGGACCUGGGACACUGACAGUCCUGGCCUUUGAGCCUGCCAAGGAGACUUUUGACCUGGCCCUGGCAAACCUCAGACGCAACGGAGUCUUCGUGAUAAACCACGGCCAGUCCCUGCCCAGCAACUCGUCCGGGAGCACUUCUGGAGUUACUGCUGGCACGGCAGUUGUGCACUGCUUUCAGCUGGCACUGAGUGACCGCGAUGGCAGGGACCAACUUUGUUAUUUCCCAUACCUCACCUCCAGUUCCACGCUGGCUCGCCAUCGUCCGGCCAAAGAUGAAGCUAAGAGCAACGGUUGCUUCGACCGCCGUCUUGUGGACAUCUUCUUCGCUGACGAAAAGCAGGAGCCGAUCUUUACAGCCCGGCUCUCAAGUGCCCUGACCUCUGUGGAGACAGCGUUUCCUACUUUGAAGGAUCAGCCCAUUUCGCUGAUCAAGCUCGACAUUGAAGGUGCAGAAGAGGAGGCCCUGGCAGGCCUCGAGGCCGACACUUGGCCGCGAGUGCAGCGCCUCGCGAUGGAAGUGCACGGAGGUGCGGCGUUGCGCCGACUUCAGACCGCUCUGGCGCCGCGUGCAGCUGCGUUGUGGGUGGAGUCUCAAGUCCAGAUACCGGACCACUACAUGCUCUACGCCCUCGCAGAGCAAACUGCCGGCUGCAUGGUCAGACAAAGUGUCUUCUCCGUGCAGCGGUUUCUCGGAGGGACCUGCAAAUAG
Messenger RNA from Symbiodinium sp. CCMP2456, 2073 nucleotides. Lineage: Eukaryota; Dinophyceae; Suessiales; Symbiodiniaceae. The record is from the annotation of a GenBank genome assembly.